Messenger RNA from Girardinichthys multiradiatus, 3097 nucleotides. It is a transcript of the gene syt15, whose product is annotated as synaptotagmin XV. The transcript has 8 exons. Lineage: Eukaryota; Metazoa; Chordata; Actinopteri; Cyprinodontiformes; Goodeidae. Bases 83 to 1333 code for a protein of 416 amino acids. Gene Ontology annotation, molecular function: syntaxin binding; phosphatidylserine binding; calcium-dependent phospholipid binding. The record is from RefSeq and is a predicted model, not a curated record. Gene Ontology annotation, biological process: regulation of dopamine secretion; cellular response to calcium ion; regulation of calcium ion-dependent exocytosis.
GUCACUAAAGCUUAAGAAUGCUAAGUUGUUGCUUCAUGUUUUGACCGCCUCUCAGUUAAAGCUGACAAGAAGAACAUUUACCAUGACUGACCAGGUGCUGCUGCUCGCUGUUGGUCUGUCCGUUGGUCUUCUGUUGCUAGUGGUGCUCAUGAUUCUCACAAUGUGCUGCCUGAGGAUGAAGAAGAAAAAGCAUGGUCAAUAUCAGGAGCUGAUCAGUACGGUGCCAUCAGUUCCAUCACACUCUGCUCCGGUGAUCCCUGUAUCACAAGGGGUCUCUGCUAGGCCUGAUGAAAUCCCUUUCUCUUUACCUCCUCGCUUCAUUCCACAAAUUACUGGGUUUCUGAGAGAUGAUGAGAACAAGGAGAACGAAAACGAGAAAGGGAUGACGGCGGACGCCCAGCGAGACAUUCUGGCUCACCGUGGGUCACUCUCAGUAAGAAGUUGGUACCCAGUGGGGUCAGUGCUGACAGGUCUGUACUCUGUGACCCCUCUAAACGAGGUGGUGCCCCCCCCUCUGGGCAUGGCCACUCGCCUCUGCUUUUCUGUAGAGUAUCGACACAGCAGCGAACAGCUCGUGGUCUCCUUGCUCCGCCUCAGCAAUCUCCUUCCUCAAUUCCACAGCAACCUGACACUGGUGGAGCUCCGGCUUCUUCCUGAUGACCGGAGGCCCCGCCAGGCUAAGGCCCGGGGAACGGGGCCCGACCCAGAGUUUAACGACUGCCUGAUUUUCCAGGUAUCAGCAGUGUGUGUGUUGCGGAGCACCCUGACUAUGUGUGUGCUAAGUGUGGAGAAGGAUGCUAAACGACAUGCUGUUGGCAGAGUGUUGUUUCCUCUGGAGGGGGAGCUUGGCCAGGCUGGCAGAGUGCUGUGGAGAGACCUGGAUCCCGAGGAGGAGACUCAGUGUUCAGAGCUGGGUGAUGUGCAAAUAUCCCUUAGCUACAGUUCAUCGCUGCAGCGCCUCUCAGUGGUGGUUCUAAGAGCUCGAGGCCUUCAGCUGGUCACAGAGGCAGGUGUGUGUGUCCAGGUGAGCUUGCAGAUACACACUCAGAUGGUAAAGACGAAGCGUAGCUGUGUGAUGAAAGGUGAACAGGAUCCGAUCUUCAACUACAGGAUGACUUUUAAACUGCGGCCGCAGCACUUGGACGAUGCCUGUUUAAGAUUUCAGCUGCAGCAGCCAAAUGACAGCUGCUCAGACUCUCCGGCCCUACUGGGAGUGCUGAUGUUGGGUCCCUUCAUGUACGCCAGAGGUCUUCAGCUGCAGCACUGGAUGGACAUGAUCAACAAGGCCCAAGAGCCGGUCAAACUGUGGCACAGACUUGGCACGGCAAUCUAAAUCCCAACAUAGUAUACAAAGAUUAAAGGAAAAAAACGCUUCAUAUGUUUGUGUAUCUCAGGGGAGCCAAUGUCCAGUCCUUGAGAGCUAUUUUUAGAGAUGAUGGUGUACUUGAAGCUGAAGCUCAAGUGCAUGUGUCCAAAAAAACAAUAGAUUGCCUUGUAAGCAUUGUGUCAAAGCUUGAUUUGUUUAGCCAGAGUCGUGUGAUCAGUGACAUAUGAAGACUCAUUUGGGGCAUCACAGUGUUGGUAGUUUGGCACCUGCUUUAAUGGUUUAAUUGGAGGGACUAGUGGCAUGCUUUGGUGGUGUACAUUCAAGCUGCUCUUCAUACUUAGAGUAAGUAAUCCUUUUCAUUACAAGCUCCAACUGUGUCAGAAAACUUAAUUUUGCCAUCAAUAGCUACUAUUGUGCAACUUUUAGAUGCAUCUCUGCUCCAACACCCUCGAAUUAAAUGGCUGAACUCCCUCAUCAGAAUUUCAUUUAGCUCUGCAGAGACCUGAUAACGAGGCAUUCAUUUGACUGAGAUGGUUGGAGAAGGGACACAUCUAAAUCUCUCAGGAUAGUAGCUCUUGAUGUGUACUGAAGAACACCUUCUUCCACAUGUGCAGGGCACAUAUUCUACACAUGGUUUGCAUUAAACAUGACCUCCUUUGGCUUCUUUCGACAAUAUCUUUCUUCUUGCUGCUCUCUCAUAAAGACCUGAUUUGUAGAGUGCAUAAUAAAUAGUAGUCCUGUUGACAAAUUCUCCCACAUGAGAUACAGAUCUCUGCAACUCCACUUGGGUCUCAUGGCUGCUCCUCUGGUAAAUGCUCCUCUUGUUGGACCUGUUUAGGUUGAUGGCUAUCGUUUUAGUAGGUGUGUAGUUGUGCUAUACUUCUUCCAUGUUCAGAUGAGAUAUUGAACAGAACUGAGAUGAUUUGGGGCCCCUCUUCCUGUUAAGAUCAUCACCACCACUAACAGCAUUGCCAGUAGUGGGAAUUAUAUGGGGGGGUAAAGUUUAACUAAGCUUAAAACAAUCACGGAUAGUUUGCUGAGAUGUUCUUGUGAACAAACCAAGCUCAAACAUAAAGAAAACUACGUUAACACAACAAACAAUGAAGACUUUUCUUUGUACUUUUACAAAAUGAAGUUGCCAAUUUAAAUCUUCAAUACAAGUUUAAACAAUUCAAAAUCUUUUAAUUUGUCUAUGGUUAAACUAUCAACUCAAAUUUAUUAGUAUUCUCAUUCUCAAUAAACAAAUCUAAACAUUUUAGAUUUAUGGUUUGUGUUAAAAUUCAAGCAUUGUGAGAGGCCCUAAGCAGUGGCUUAAUUCGCUUAUGCCUGGGGCAUAAGUUUUCUAUAUGUGACACAACUGUUGUAAAAAGGAAAGGAAGUCUGCUGCUCUAUUAUUAUUCACAUGAUUUAAGAAAAUCUCAUUGAGAUGAAAAGUCUGUUUUUUAAGAGUGCCCUGGACACAUUCUGAGGUUCUGGAUUAACAACCUGGCACCAUCAGUGAGGCCAUGGCAUAUUAUGAUACAGGAAUGUAUACCCAAUGAAUAUAUUACAUGCUUGCUUAACUCCUCUAUGGACACUUUCAACUCAAUCUGGGAUCCUUAUCUGGAGGACAUUGAACCUGAGUUGGCCUCUCAGAUACUUUGUUUUACUGACUGGAUGAUUAUACCUGAUAUUCGUUGUGAUGUCCUAAAGUUUGGUAUGAGCUACUGUGUAUUUAUGUUUUGUAAAUUUGAAAAUGAUAAUAAAAAAGAGUGCUGUGGAUGCCCUGGA